CAGAACAACUCCCUUGGUACAACCAAAAAGACCAGUGUUUACUUUUCAUUAAAAGUGGAAGAACCUAGAAAGCAGAUUGGAAAGAAGCAGCUGGAAAAGUGAGAGGAAAACUGAAUGUUUGUAAUCUUGGAAGCCAUUUGAGAAUGGAGCCCACUUGGUAUACUAGCAGAUGAAGAAUUUAAGGAGGAUGUCUAUCUUUAUUCUCUUUAGCAACUGAGAGUCGGCUCUGGGAACCAUCAGGCACCAUGGGGAAGCGGGACAAUCGGGUGGCCUAUAUGAAUCCUAUAGCAAUGGCCAGAUGGAGGGGCCCAUCUCAAUCUGCAGGCCCAACAAUACAAGAUUAUCUGAAUCGACCAAGGCCCACCUGGGAAGAAGUGAAGAAACAAUUAGAAAAUAAAAAGAAAGGCUCCAAGGCAUUAGCUGAAUUUGAAGAAAAAAUGAAUGAGAAUUGGAAGAAGGAACUAGAAAAAAGCAGAGAGAAAUUAUUAAGUGGAAAUGAGAGCUCAUCCAAAAAAAGAGAAAGAAAGAAAAAGAAAAAGAAGAAAUCUUGUCAGUCUUCAUCUUCUUCUACAUCAAGCUCUGAUUCUUCAAGCAGUUCUUCAGAUUCUGAGGAUGAGGAAAAGAAACAAGGAAAAAAGAGAAAGAAAAAGAAGAACCGUUCAUACAAAUCAUCAGAAAGCUCUACAUGUGAAUCUGAAUCAGAGAGCAAAGAAUCUGUAAAAAAGAAAAAGCAGUCAAAGGAUGAAACAGAGAAAGAAAAGUAUAUUAGAAGUCUCAGCAAAAAAAGAAAGAAGACUUGUCCUGAGGAUAAACCUUUAUCAUUGGAGUCCUCAUCAGAAUCAGAUUAUGAAGAGGAGGUGCAAGCAAAAAAGAAGAGAAGACGUGAAGAGCGAGAAAAAGCAACGGAAAAAGCAAAGAAGAAGAAGAAGAAACAGCACAAAAAACAUAGUAAGAAGAAGAAAAAGAAGUCAGGUUCAAACCACAAGUCCGGAUAAUAUCAAGAAAAAAAGCAAGAUUCCCCUAUUGAAAAAAGAAAGGUGUAAAGGAAACUUCAACUGUGAAUGUUAGGGCAUAUUUACCAAAAUGCAUGAGUUUCCCUGUGUUAGUUAAAUUAUUCCUGGACUUUGAGUUGCCAGUCAAAUGCUACUGUGCCAGAAAGGGCCAUAAUUGUUGCCUGCAGCUUAAAUGUAGGAUUUUGGGGUUUUUUGUGUGUUUUUCCCUCCACUGGCUAAUUCUUCUGAGAGCUAAAACCGUGUUGUCAUACUAGUGGUUAAAAUGUUUGGAAUUAAAGUAAAAUGUUUCAGAUGAUAAAUAAUUUUGACCAAACAGUGGGUCUAAUGUUAAAAGUAUCUAAUUUGGUUACAUCUUUAAAAUAUAAUCAGAA
Messenger RNA from Balaenoptera ricei (Rice's whale), 1384 nucleotides. RefSeq names its product family with sequence similarity 133 member A (gene FAM133A). NCBI's taxonomy places the organism in Eukaryota, Metazoa, Chordata, Mammalia, Artiodactyla, Balaenopteridae. Bases 246 to 995 code for a protein of 249 amino acids. The transcript is spliced from 3 exons. The record is from RefSeq and is a predicted model, not a curated record.